Anopheles darlingi is the source of this 1658-nucleotide messenger RNA. RefSeq lists its product as uncharacterized. Bases 273 to 1193 code for a protein of 306 amino acids. The transcript has a single exon. NCBI's taxonomy places the organism in Eukaryota, Metazoa, Arthropoda, Insecta, Diptera, Culicidae. The record is from RefSeq and is a predicted model, not a curated record.
UAGAUCAUAACGACUAUCUAGAAAUAACUGACAAAUUCGAUGCGUUACGCGAAUCUACUAACAAAUUAAUAAUCGGAAAUAACGUACAAAUCACCAUCAACGAAGAAUUUGAAAAACGCAUAAACAACAUAACACAAGCAGCAAGAAGUCAAGCGAAAGAAAUCCAUGAUUUCAUCCGACAGUCUGGAUUUUACACCAACGAUCUUAACGCACUUCAACAAAAACUCCAUCUACAUAACGUCAUUUUUGGCCUCGACAAUGUUAGAGAACAAAUGAACAUAAUAUUCGAAUCGGUGCAGCUAGCAAAACUAGGAAUGCUGUCAAAAGCAUUACUUUUCCCGUCCGAAAUGGACUUCAUUAUAAACAUACUAGUAAAAGAAGGCAUUCAAAUAAGCAGCUAUGACCAAGCAUACCAAUAUUUGGAGCCAAGAGCAAUUCAUAAAGGUCAAGAGAUACAAUUGUUGGUAAAAAUACCGAAACUGAGAAACGGAAACUACUCCUUGCUAAGAAUCGAGCCAAUCCCUAAGAAUCAGGCAGUAAUACAAACACUAUCGAAAUAUGUUGUCAUCAACAAACAGGAAUCAUACCUGGUCGGCAAAUUCAACAGAAUCGAAAAAGAAUACAUCCUAAAAUUAACCGACCUACAAAAUAUCACAGGCAACCAAUGUGAACACCAAUUGCUACGAGCCAAUCCCAGUAGAUGUGUCACGACACACCACGACAAUAAUAUGGAAGUCGCGAAUAUAGAAAACUACGGGAUACUUAUAAAGAACGCUGAAACAGCAAUCCUGGAAAACACAUGCGAAUUUGGCAACAGAAACCUUAGUGGUACAUUUCUAGUAGGCUUCAGAAAUUGCACAGUGUCCGUCAACGGCAUUAAAUACGAAAACAAACAGAUGCAAUCUGAAGAGCAACCUAAUAUCAUACCACUUAACUCAAUCCAAAUAGAGACCAAGAAAAUUCACCUGGAUGCCUUCCAAAACACAACGUACCUCCACAUCAGCAACAGGGACAAAAUCCGUGAAUUAACAAAAACCAACAGGACCAUAAUUGCUCAUCAGGCUACAAGUUUUACCAUAAUAAGCAUGGCAAUUAUCAUAACUGCAUGGUGCCUCAUUGUAAAAAUUAACAACCUACGAAGAAAAGUCACCAUUACGGUAAAACCAGAAUUGGAUCGAGACGCUCCAAUCUAACAGGGGGGAAGUUAUGUGCCGACGCAUAAAGUUAUGUGCCGACGCAUAAGCCAAGUCGCCACAUCGACACAGCGGUUCCAAGGUCAGCCUACACAUGUGCCGACGCAGCGACGGCUCCCAGCGACGAAACCGGAGCGGUCACACGCCAACCCGCCACAUCGAUGCAGCGACGAAACCGGAGCGGACACAUGCCAAGACGCCACAUCGAUGCAGCGACGAAACCGGAGCGGACACAAGCCAAGACACAACAUUGACGCCGCGGUUCCCACGAGCAACGAAACCGGAGCGGCCCCGCGUCACGUGGCCGCCACGAUGGUGCAUCCCGGUGUGUCCAGUCCGGAUGGUCAGCCAAUCUUCAGUCUUGUUCCAGCCUUCAGAGUGUUCCAACCUUCAAUUCUAAUCCCGUUCUUAUUUGAAACGAUUAACAAAUAAAUAGAUUCUAUUUUUUAAAACUUAAACCUUCAU